Orbilia oligospora ATCC 24927 is the source of this 1743-nucleotide messenger RNA. RefSeq lists its product as uncharacterized. The transcript has 7 exons. NCBI's taxonomy places the organism in Eukaryota, Fungi, Ascomycota, Orbiliomycetes, Orbiliales, Orbiliaceae. Bases 1 to 1743 code for a protein of 580 amino acids. Gene Ontology annotation, biological process: amino acid transmembrane transport. Gene Ontology annotation, molecular function: amino acid transmembrane transporter activity. The record is from RefSeq and is a predicted model, not a curated record. Gene Ontology annotation, cellular component: vacuolar membrane.
AUGAGCGGACACGGCGACGAUGUUUUUGAAAACGGCUCUCCAAGCCAUCUCGAACCAGGGUCCUGGGGUGGUCGCAGCAACAGACGAUCUUCUUUCACGCCGGCAUUUGUAGACCACCUUAUUCAUGACGUCGGUGGUGUAAACAGUAUCGAAAACUACACUCGUUCAUACAUCAGGGCAGUCGGCUUCCAAGAGCUCGCUAGAAGUCCAAGCAACUGGGCCGGUUUUCCCUCUGACGAUGAAGCCGAACGCUACGAAGAUGAAGAAGAACAGAUCGAACAUGAACCACAGGAGGAAUCGUCGGCGGCCGUACAUCACCCUGGGGCUCUAAGCUAUGGUACAAGUCCCGGGACUCGUUUCCACGACCACCACCACCCCGGACAUCAUGCAGGACAUCUCUUCAUAUCUCGACAAGGCAGCCUGGCCUCUCGAAUGGAAACGGAACCUCUACUCGUUCGAAAGGAAUCGAUCACAGAUAUAGAUGGGAAAACACAUACCGUCAAUGUCGCAGUCGGUCAAAGUACGAUCUACCAGACUAUUUUCAACUCUAUAAACACCCUCGUCGGGAUCGGUCUACUAUCCCUACCACUCGGAUUUCGACUUUCUGGUUGGAUUAUCGGUAUAGUGUUCAUGGUCUUUUCGAUGUUAUCCACCGCAUAUACUGCUAAGAUCAUUGCCGUCUGCAUGGAUUCUAAUCCUGCCCUGAUAACAUACGGCGACCUUGCUUGGGCAGCAUUUGGUCGCAAGGGCCGAAUAAUCAUCAGCAUCGUCUUCUUCCUCGAGCUGCUAGCUGCUUGUGUCGCAUUGGUUAUUCUCUUCGCUGACUCAUUGCAUGAUUUGAUGCCUGAAGUGUCGGUGCUUACUUGGAAGUUAUUCUGUGGAUUGGUGCUUACACCAUUGUGCUUUUUGCCACUGAGGCUAUUGAGCGUGACGAGCAUUUUGGGAAUUGUUUGCACCUUUAGCAUCGUGGGGAUGAUCUUUAUCAGCGGAUUGACGACACAGGAGCAGCCAGGUAGUUUGUUGCAUCCAGCGAAGACUUACCUCCUCCCAGAGCAUUGGGGACAAGUGCCCUUGAGUUUGGGUAUUCUUAUCAGUCCAUGGGGUGGGCACAGCGUUUUCCCAAAUAUCUACAGGGACAUGCGACAUCCUUACAAGUUUGGAAAAGCCAUUAAGGUUACCUACACAUUCACUUUCCUUCUCGACCUUAGCAUGGCUGUAGUCGGAUACCUUCUUUUCGGAGACACGGUUAAAGACAUUGUCACAUCGAAUAUUCUACUCAAUCCGCAAACGAAUAAGAAACUGUCUAUUGCUUUGAUUUCGUUUAUUGCUGCCAUUCCAAUCACGAAAACACCGCUCAAUGCACGUCCUAUCAUCAGCACAUUUGAAGUUUUGUUGGGCCUCGACCAGCGAAUUCUCGCACCCGGCGAGGAAGGUGCAGGAAUAUCACAAUUUACUCAUACGAUGUACAGCGUUUUGAUUCGAGUUGGCUGCGUGUUUUCUUUUAUUACAAUUGCGAUUUUAGUGCCAUCAUUUGAAAGAAUUAUGGCAUUGAUGGGUUCGGCGCUGUGCUUUUUGAUAUGCAUCAUUUUGCCUAUUGUUUUCCGGCUCCGAAUCUUUGCGGGGAGUCUACCGCGACGAACGGUUAUAUUUGACUGGUUCUUGAUUAUUUUCAGCAGCAUUUUGGCGAUUGCGGGAACUGUGACAGCAAUAUUGCCGAGAGAUGUUUUGAUUGGAAACGUCUAA